CUCCAAGUCAAAUCAAAUCAAACUUCCUUCCCCAACCAGUUCUCCCAUUCAACUUCCAAGACCUCUUCUCUCUCUCUACGUUUCGCUUCAUUUUUUAGGUUUUCUCUUCAAAGAAUCCUAGCUCCCUCACAAGAUGAGUCAUGAGAUAGAAGCAUGUGUAGAGUGCACCAAGCAAUGCCUGCGGUUUCAUGGGAAGAAGCAAACUUCAUCUCCUUCCGUCGCUAAAUUUUUCAAAGUCAUGAUUGGUGAUCAGUUUUCAAAAGUUCUUUACAUUCCUCCUAAAUUUUCACCCAUGGUGUCAUCAUUGAUCGGUCAAAAAACUUUUCUGGAGGACUCAAAUGGCAAAAAAUGGGAAACACAAAUAUCUAAGCUUAAUGUCUCAUUUGCUUUCCAGCAAGGAUGGCAAUUGUUUGCAUCAGGUCAUGGCCUAGGAGUUGGAGACUUUUUGGUGUUCUACUACAUCACUGGAUCACACUUUGUAGUGGAUAUCUAUGAUAAAAGUGGAUGUCAAAAGCUAGAUUUUCCAGUGAACAUAAGUCAGAAGAAAAGAGCAAGGCGUAAUAGGAAUUAUGUUGACGAAGGUGGUACUAGUCACACAGUUGAUAUAGAUUCCAACAGCAAACAGAGUCCAGUCAUCCCUACUGUUUCUGGAUCAGACAUCGAAAUUAGUCAAAGCCAAUUUGAAAAUAAUGUAGCAGAAGUAAAAAUGGCCAUGGAAAAUCAUUUAAAUUGUGAGUUCGUCAAAAGGCCUCAACCUGUCUCUCAAGUUCGUGACAUGGAAGAUACAAACUAUAUCAUCAAUAGAGACAUUGGAGAUCAGCACGGAAAAGACAGACACAUUUUAUUUGACUUGUCUCAGUUUGAAAUGUGGGGAAACAACUCUGGCAUUGAUGAAAGCAAGAGUGGCAUAGUUGGCGAUGUAAGAUAUUACCCCGAUAUAUCUGCAGGAUUGCAUAUUGAAGCUGGCUUAGUUAAUGAACAUUCAGCGAUUGAAGAGGUGAGAACUGGAGCAUUGGCUUUGGCUGCAUCUAAAUUUGAGUUUGUAAGAAAUAAAAAUGAUACCUCACUGAUAGAUAAAUUGGCCGCUGGUUCUGAUAAAGAUACCUGCAACAAGAUCGCUGGCCAUCCCUCGACCAAUACAUCUGCAACAAAACCUAUAAGAGAUGAAGAUGACUGCACUGAUAUGUCAAACAAGAUUCAGAGAACCAAGAAUUCUCUAUCAAUGCCAGAAAUUGAUAAACUGGUGUUAUCCUGGAAGAAACGUAAUUCCCUCGCUCGCAACAACCUGAGUGCCCAAGUAAAGCUUACUGGAAUAUCAAAGUCGGGAGGAGGUCCAUUGACCACCAGUUUGUCACAAUGCCAAUCUGGUGAAAUCUUGAACAUUGACAAGAAAGGUUCAACAAAUGCGACUCCUGAACAUUGCAGUGACUGGGAUACAGUUCUAGAUAUAUGUGGUGAAACUUCAAAAACAAUCAAGAAAGAAGCCGUGGAGAUGACUCAGUCGAUUCAUUCAUGGAGAGAAGAGGUGACAAAGGUGAUGGAAGGGGGAGCCCAGUCAGAGUUCUGAUACGAUAAUCGAAGACAAUGAUGAAGUCCAAGAGUGGUGAAAUCUGAAAAUGUUGAUUUAGUUAGUUCUCCCCAUCAUUAGUCAACCGAUAUCUCCUGUCCGUGUUCCAAAUGUGUUCCAAAUAUGUUCAUGUUCCACUCUUUUUUGUCUGUUAUACUGUUUCAUCGAUUUCUUUGCCCUGAUUUUG
This is a messenger RNA of Tripterygium wilfordii, 1754 nucleotides long. RefSeq lists its product as uncharacterized. The transcript is spliced from 7 exons. The record is from RefSeq and is a predicted model, not a curated record. Lineage: Eukaryota; Viridiplantae; Streptophyta; Magnoliopsida; Celastrales; Celastraceae. Gene Ontology annotation, molecular function: DNA binding. The coding region runs from base 134 to 1567 and encodes 477 amino acids.